AUGAAUAUUGAGGAAAUAUUAGGCAAAUCGCCCUCUAAGGCCUGCGCUCUUCUUGAAGAAUAUUAUAAAGAGAAAGGAGAUAUUAGUAAACAAGAUACAUCAUCAUUCAACAGAGAGCAAGCCCAAAAGCUUUGUGAUCUCUUACUCAAAGAAAGCGAGAAAGAGAAUGUUAGAGUGGACAAUAUUAGAGUCAUCCUUCGCUUGAUGGCCAACAUAUCUGAUCACGAUGAGGCUGUUCUUCAACUUCUUUCAGUUGACUCUUUGUCCUCUUCAUUGAUGAUUUUAUUCCAGGCCAUUGAAAAGUUCCUUACGAAUCAGCUUCCAGAGGAUGAAAUGAGCGCUGUUGAAGCACGUAUUAAGGACGGCUGGGAAAAGCUUUUUACCAACUUUUUAAUCACCAUACAUUCUCUAUGUGAGAGAGUUGAAGGUAAACAAAUAUUUGGAGAAAAGUUUAUUCCUGCUUGUGUUCGUGUGGUCAAAGAGAAAGGCUAUGAUGUUUUCGUGAGAAGGCACGCCGCAGAAUGCAUCAACCAAAUGAUAAAACAUUCAAAAGAGAACAAGAACGUACUUCUUCAAGAGUCUCAUCUCAUGAAUCAAUUGGCAGAAAGUUUAAUUAGUUCCGGAGAUUUUACCUUGCAAGCCAAUAUCACAGAGGUGCUGUUUCGUCUAUUGAGUUGGAGUAAUAUGAGCGAUUCAACUCUCAAGAGCGUGUUCAGCUGCUUUGAGGAUCUGUCAGAUAAAAUCGUAGUGAUAUUUAAAAAGAUCAAAGGAGAUGACACAUUUGUCGAUUGUAUUCGAUCGUUUGUGAUGGAAAUGAACGAGCAAAUCAGUGAAGAAAAGAGAACUGUCUAUUCCAUUAAGACAUCAGAAAUGAACAUGGGAUCUUUUACUUGCUUCCCUGAGUGGGUAGAUUUUGGAACUAAAUCAAUGAGCUGCUUCAUUCCACAACCAGACGAUGAAACAAAGGAUGUUGUUGAUUUUGAAUAUACAAACAUUCGAACAUUAAGGCUCUCCUAUAAACAGCAAAAGCUGAUUUUACAGCUGUUCAAUGAAAUUGCAGGAUUUGAAGGAUGUUACGACGCAACCAAGGAUGAUCAAGUCAUUGGCAUUAGUAUGACCAAGGAAUCACUUCAGCUCAUCAAAAAGAAUAUUUCAGGCUUGAUAUCAGUUUGCAGAGAGAAAAACAAACAGAAAGAAGACUUGCUGAAUCAGCCACCUAUUCCUGAAGGAAUUGUCGGUGACACUCCAAACUCAAGAAAGGUCUCCAUUACAGCCAUUCCAUUAAGAACCAGUGGUUCUGCCUCUACACCUCCCACGGAUGAAAUGAAGCAAACUGUGAAGGAGGUGUCCAUCCAGGCUCAGCAGCCUCAGGAAAAGAAUGAAAGUGUGCAAAAGAAAGAAGCCUCCGAAAAAACAAGCGAUGUGAAGGACAAGAAAGAGAAAAAGGAUGAAAAAGAGCCAUCCUUAAGGUCGAGAGCCAAAUCAUUAAGCUCGGAAAAGAAGGAAAAACCACAAUCAUCCAAGAAAAGGGCUGCCACAACAUCAAAAAAGAAAACAAAAUCUGUUGAGAUUGCUCCUCAAGUUACUGAAAUACCAGAGAUUACCACAAAGAUUGGCGAUUUGCUUGAACAAGUAGUCACCUCACCAAUACCAGAAAUUGAAAAGCAAAGAGAUGACACAUCCUCUGUGGCUAAUAACGAUAGGGUGUCUGACUGGGAAAAUAUUUUCGACAGGCCUCUUCUUGGCUUCUCAGAUGCAUUCUCCACCGCAACCACUAGUACUACUGUCUCUAACUCUGUACUUGAUGAUCUUGACACAAUGUCCCACGACACCGAAAGAUCACCUCUUGUACCACGAAGGCUUUUUGAAGAACCUAGUGAGAUAGACACCACUUUUGGAGGAUUUAAUCUGGAUGAUACAAAUAUGGAAUUGGAAAAAACUCCAGUCAAAGCCAAGAAAAAAGGAACAAAGAGAAAGAAAGAAGAUGCUUUGGAUGACGACGAUGACUUUUCGAGCGAGGUUGCAGCAAUGAUGUCCACAAUCAUUAAGAAGCAGCAAGAAAAGAAAAAUAGAAAGAUUGAGGCCAUAAAACAAGCUUGUGCUGAGAAGAUUAAGAAGAUGAUAAAUGACACAAAGAAAAAUAGGUUGAAAGAAAGAGAGGCCUUAGCAACCUGUUACAAACAAAGCGUCCUGGAAAUUGAAGAGUCACAAAUGAGACUUGCAAAGAAAAUGAGAGCUACAUACACAAAAUUCCAACAAGACAUGGCCAGUUAUGCUCAAAAGCAUCAAGAGCUAGACGCAAGAAGAAAAACUGAACACGAGCUGCACAAAGAAAGGUUGUCUUUAUUGAAAACCAAGGACUUAACCGAGUGCUCUCUUUUAGAGAAAAAGGUUAAGGAAGAAAUUGCUAAAACCAACAAGGAAAUGGAUAGUGUGAUGAGACCGUCCGAGACCUCAGACAAAGAGAAACAGCUGAGAGCUCUCAUUGUUCAGCUCUUCAAGUGA
This is a messenger RNA of Naegleria fowleri, 2505 nucleotides long. RefSeq lists its product as uncharacterized. NCBI's taxonomy places the organism in Eukaryota, Heterolobosea, Eutetramitea, Acrasida, Naegleriidae. The record is from RefSeq and is a predicted model, not a curated record. The transcript is spliced from 4 exons. Bases 1 to 2505 code for a protein of 834 amino acids.